Messenger RNA from Lepus europaeus (European hare), 1658 nucleotides. It is a transcript of the gene PRRT1B, whose product is annotated as proline rich transmembrane protein 1B. Lineage: Eukaryota; Metazoa; Chordata; Mammalia; Lagomorpha; Leporidae. The record is from RefSeq and is a predicted model, not a curated record. Gene Ontology annotation, cellular component: membrane. The transcript is spliced from 4 exons. The coding region runs from base 22 to 783 and encodes 253 amino acids.
ACCCCGCACCCCGCACGCGCCAUGGAGCCAGGCCCGGACACUAAAGGGGGCGGCCCCUCUGCCGGCCCCGCGGACCCCCCGAGCCCGGAGCGCCCCGCGGACCCCCCGAGCCCCGAGCGCCCCGCGCUCCCGCGCCUGCCGCGCCGCCCGCAGCUGCUGGAGGAAGACGGAAGCCCGGCCGGCGACGACGGGGCGGCCGAGGGGAGCGAGCCGGCGGUGGGCGCUGCGGCCGCCGGAGAGGCCAGCCCCGGGCCCAAGGCGGCGGCCGGCGGGGCGCCGCACGUCGGCUUCGUGGGCGAGCCCCCUCCGUACGCGCCGCCCGACCCCAAGGCCGUGCACCUGCUGUACCCGCCCUUCCCGCAGGUGCCGGUGGUCUUCCAGCCCGCGCCUGCGCCCGCCGCCCUGUACCCGCCACCGCCCGCCGCGCUCUACCCGGGCGCGCCCGCCCCGCAGCCCGCAGCCGCCGGCGCCGCCUUCCCCUACCCCGUGUACCACGGCCCUGUGGCAGGCCUGGCUGCCCCCGCGGCGGUGGAUCGCAGGCCUGUGCCCAAGGACUACAUGGUGGAGUCGGUGCUGGUGACCCUCUUCUGCUGCCUGCUCACCGGGUGCAUUGCCCUCGUGUACUCCUACGAGACCCGCGCGGCCCUGGGCAGGGGCGACCUGAGCCAGGCCGAGGCGGCUUCGCGGAAGGCCCGCGCCCUCGUGCUCUUCAGCCUGCUGUUUGGGUUCUUCGUGUCCACCAGCUGGGUCAUCUACGUGGUGGUGGCUCUCUACCUGCCCUGAGCCCGGCCACGCCUCCAUCCCUGACACCUGUGGAGGGGACCCAGGGGCCAGGAGAGGGUGGCUUUGCCGUGGCUUUGGGCAGUGGCCUCUGAGCUCAGCCCUGCUGCGGGACCGGGGCACCCACCCGAGCCAGGUGUCCUCGGUGCCUCCCCCGAGGCGGCCCUGGGACCCUGGCCUUCACCCUCCCCCGGGCACUGUUCUGAGGGACCGUCCGACUGCCGACCCCACCUCCAGCCGGGCUGGCGCGAUUUUCCAGGAGCGUCCACCCCCGUCGGCUCACGCGUCCUGAGUCGUGUGCUGUGCAGUGGGGGUGGUUUGGGAUGUGUUUCUCGGACGCCCAUCGCGUGGAGCCUUUGGCCCGGGGCCCAUCCGCUCCUGGUCUCCCCCUCAGGACGCCCGCGACCGCGUCAGGAGCCCCAAGGACUCCCUGUGCGGGCUGCGACGCCCUCUCCCCUUGGCAGGUGCCUUUGUGAGCCUGAUGUGUGAGCAAGGGCACAUCAGCUGGGUGUUCCCUGCACGGCUAGCGCCCUCUCUCCAUGGCUGACCGGACUCGGCCCUGCUCCUGGCUCACUGCCAGGAGCACAGGUGCACCUGCCACCUGCCCGGAGCGGAUUCCAUGGCUCACUUUGACCUGAGCCCCCGCCCCCACUCCCUUGUGAACCUUGGGGGCAGUCUUAACCUUGGGUGGAUCAAGCCCACCACCGUCUGUGAGGGUCCUGGCCAUUUAAAGUCCUUUGGCUCUCUGCUACGUUUUAGAAUCCAUUGUCAGCUUUCACACAUGCUAAAAAAAGGCUGGGAUUUUUGGCUGGCGUGGUUUUACAUCUGUGGACUAAUUUGUGGACCAUUACAAUAAACACAGUGAAUUCUCUUAUUUA